This is a messenger RNA of Mollisia scopiformis, 522 nucleotides long. RefSeq lists its product as uncharacterized. The transcript has 5 exons. NCBI's taxonomy places the organism in Eukaryota, Fungi, Ascomycota, Leotiomycetes, Helotiales, Mollisiaceae. The record is from RefSeq and is a predicted model, not a curated record. Bases 1 to 522 code for a protein of 173 amino acids.
AUGAUUGGACCUCUCAAGGUCCUCGUUGCCAAUCUAAAGGCAAACGACCCUCCAAUUAUCGUCUCAGCACAGACAAAUCAUGCACUCGAUCAAUUACUCAACCAUAUCAUGAAAUUCGAGCCAUACAAAGAUUCGGAAGCGAACCUUAAGGCUCAGAGAGCACUUCCUGUGAAGCCGGACGGACAUACUGUUACUGCCGAUGGCAGAGAGAUCGUUCUCGUUGAUGCUGCUCUUUGGACCAGCACGAGCGCUCUCAAUAGAAUGUCACAAGAAAUUGGGACAAUUCAAGGAGUUUAUACCUUCUUUGCAUAUGGUUACGGUGAUGGAACUGCCAAAACAAGAAUGAUCUACAUUACCUUGCCUGUAGAUUUUAACUUCCAAGACUUCCUAGACAUGACACACAUCAGAACGAUUGAUGGCAGACUGUUGGCUUUGGAGGAUGUUCACAUGGGUUGGAAAUUGAAGGAUCCCUAUAACAAUGACUUGUCGUAUAACCCCAUGAUGGUCUCGACCGGGAUAUGA